Histoplasma mississippiense is the source of this 1383-nucleotide messenger RNA. Its product is annotated as hexokinase. Lineage: Eukaryota; Fungi; Ascomycota; Eurotiomycetes; Onygenales; Ajellomycetaceae. Bases 1 to 1383 code for a protein of 460 amino acids. The record is from RefSeq and is a predicted model, not a curated record. The transcript has 6 exons. Gene Ontology annotation, molecular function: D-glucose binding; glucokinase activity; fructokinase activity. Gene Ontology annotation, cellular component: mitochondrion; cytosol. Gene Ontology annotation, biological process: intracellular glucose homeostasis; glycolytic process; glucose 6-phosphate metabolic process.
AUGGCUAUAACACCCCGCCGAAAACCUUCCCGGAAGGGAUCAAUGGCUGAUAUGCCGAAGGAUGUGCUUGACCAGCUCAAGACGCUGGAAGAGCUCUUCACAGUUGACCAGGAGAAGCUGAAGCAGAUCGUUGAGCAUUUCAUCAAGGAGUUACAGAAGGGCCUCAGUGUCGAAGGCGGAAACAUUCCCAUGAACGUGACUUGGGUUCUGGGAUUUCCCACUGGCCAUGAGAAAGGUACAUUUCUGGCUCUGGACAUGGGGGGCACCAACCUGCGCGUCUGCGAAAUUGAGCUCUCCGAAGAGAAGGGCGAGUUUGAUGUCACACAGUCCAAGUAUCGAAUCCCCGAAGAGCUCAAGAGCGGUGAAUCAUCAGAACUAUGGGAAUAUAUUGCCGACUGUGUACAGCAGUUCAUAGAAUACUACCAUGACGGUUGCACGGCUUUGCCAGACCUGCCGCUGGGCUUUACCUUUUCGUACCCUGCUACUCAAGAAUAUGUUGACCACGGUGUCCUACAGAGAUGGACCAAGGGUUUUGAUAUUGACGGCGUCGAGGGCAAAGACGUCGUCCCAAUGUUAGAAGAAGCUUUGGCUAAGAAGGUUAAAAAUUCAGCUCUUUCCCCAUUUUUCUUUGGCUAUAUGGUGCUAAUUACUUUACAGGGUCUCCCCAUUAAAGUUGCCGCUCUAGUAAACGACACGACUGGCACACUUAUUGCUUCCGCCUACACUGACCCAGAGAUGAAAAUCGGCUGUAUCUUCGGCACAGGCGUCAACGCCGCCUACAUGGAAAAUGCGGGCUCUAUCCCUAAAAUAGCCCACUACAAUUUACCUCCCGACACCCCAGUCGCUAUCAACUGCGAAUACGGCGCCUUCGACAACGAACUCAUUGUCCUCCCCCGAACGCAGUAUGACGACGUAUCCCAACUACGUAAACCAUACUCCCUGGACUCCUCCUUCCUAGCCUUCAUCGAAGAAGAUCCCUUCGAGAACCUGUCAGAAACGCGAGAUCUCUUCGAACGCACCCUGGGGAUCUACGCAUUGCCCUCGGAGCUAGAAUUCUGCAGACGCCUGGCGGAAUUGAUCGGCACACGUGCCGCACGCCUCUCCGCUUGCGGUGUUGCGGCCAUCUGCAAGAAGAAAAAUAUCACCCAUUGCCAUGUCGGAGCGGACGGGUCGGUGUUCGAGAAGUACCCGCAUUUCAAGGCCAGGGGCGCCAGAGCCCUGCGGGAGAUCCUUGACUGGCCAGAUAGUGAACCGGAUCGGGUUGUGAUGAGCGGAGCGGAGGAUGGGUCUGGCGUUGGUGCGGCGCUUAUUGCGGCUUUGACGCUUGAGAGGGUUAAACAAGCUUCUUGGGAAUGGAAGUACAUCGGAAGCGGUCUGUCUUAA